UUGAGUGCAUAUGCCGAUGUGGCUCUAUUACGAGCAACUGUAAUGCGCUACCCGUUUGUACCAUGAAGUUUUUGGUCUUGUCCUUUAGUAUUGUUCUUGCUGUGGCACAGUGCGAAGAUGACGCCCGGACAGCUGACCAGGCUUAUGUUCGGUUCAGGGACCUAACCAACGUGACGAGCUCACACAGGCCUGAAGCCGUGACUAGUGAAUCGAUAGGGACUACAACAGGUGGUCCAGCACCUCGUUGCAACGGACACAAGUUCCUCAAAGAAGACGGAUGUAAUGAUAUUUGCUACCGCAAAUAUGAGUCUGGCAACCGUACUGUCGAACAUGUUUACUCCGAGUUUGUUGAGAACAGGCCUUGCCAGAUUCGCAGCGGAUGGUGGAGUUUCUUCUCGUCCCGUCCUGGAGUCUGUACGGUUACCGUCAUCAAGGUCGGGACGCGCGAAGCCCAAGUGAAGGGCUGCACGGCAAGGUUGUCAUAACCAACUCGUAAACGAUGAAUAAAUCGAAAUUGCAUCAUUCUCAUA
Varroa destructor (honeybee mite) is the source of this 530-nucleotide messenger RNA. RefSeq names its product prestin-like. Lineage: Eukaryota; Metazoa; Arthropoda; Arachnida; Mesostigmata; Varroidae. The record is from RefSeq and is a predicted model, not a curated record. Gene Ontology annotation, cellular component: membrane. Gene Ontology annotation, biological process: transmembrane transport.